AUGUCUGGUGUUCUCUCCAACAAGGACAUCAAUGUCCCCAUGCUCGCCGCCGAGCAGCCUACCGGCAAGCCCAUUCAGAGCAUGGAGUACCAUCGCCAGGUCCUCCAGUCCAAGAUGGACGCCGAACAGUCAGUGCAGCGCCUACAAAACAAGCAAUACGUUUCCCCUUCGGACAACAUCAUGAGCCCAUGCACUGCCAAGCUCACCGCCCUGCGCAACAAGCAGGUUGGGAAGGUCAAGCCCAAGUCUCUUUUCGCCCAAGGCGUAGCUAAGAAGCUCGACUCCGCGAAGAAGGACAGCCCUUUCUAG
This is a messenger RNA of Parascedosporium putredinis, 309 nucleotides long. The record is from the annotation of a GenBank genome assembly. NCBI's taxonomy places the organism in Eukaryota, Fungi, Ascomycota, Sordariomycetes, Microascales, Microascaceae.